Molecule: messenger RNA, 532 nt
Organism: Dentiscutata erythropus
Lineage: Eukaryota; Fungi; Glomeromycota; Glomeromycetes; Diversisporales; Gigasporaceae
Source: the annotation of a GenBank genome assembly
AUGAUUGUGAGGAUUAAAUAUGUUAAUUUGAGUGAAAAAGAUAAUAAUCUAAGAGCUGUAUGGGCUAUUGGUGGUUAUCCGAUUGAAUGUGAGAGUAGUGAAGUUAAGUUGGUAUUAUUUGUACCUAUAAAUCUUGAUGAAUGCAAUCCAGAAACACAGGCUAUUUUUGAAAAGGAUUAUUUUUAUUCAAUGAUUGUUUCUAUUUCAACUCGUUUAUCUAUUCUUAAUAAAGUUGAUAAUUCGAAUAAAUGUCCAUUGAAGACUUCUUUAGUAGGAGUUUCUCAAGAGUUGCCGCAAGUUGUAGAAAAUGACGAUACUUCAAUUUUUAAGUUGUUGAUAAGUGAUUAUAUUGGGCAGGAACAUAGUUUUAUUGUUAAAGUUGUUUUUCAACGUUUUAAUCCACGGUUUGUUAAUCUAAAAAUUCGACCACAAAAUUCACUUAUUUUUCAAAAUAUUUUUGAUAAUGUUGGUUCAGAUAAUUUAUCUGAAGUGACUAAUUCUACUUGUGCUAAACUUCUUUCUACUCAUCAGA